Mesorhabditis spiculigera is the source of this 1365-nucleotide messenger RNA. The record is from the annotation of a GenBank genome assembly. Lineage: Eukaryota; Metazoa; Nematoda; Chromadorea; Rhabditida; Rhabditidae.
AUGUGCAGCUGUGUAUGGCCAAGCCAGAUCGACUCCAAAACGCUGCAGGCUAAUGGCGGAGCCAAGCGGAAACGGGACGUCGACUCGGCGCUUGUACAGAACUGCGAUAACCCAGUCUCUCCGACGCUGAAGUGCACCACGAACUUUAAUGCGCUCGCCAGGCAUCGUUUCUAUGACAAGGACCUCAACGUCAUUCGGACAGUAACAUACUGUACUGACGAGGCAGCUGCAGUCCCGCUAUAUUGCCAACGGAAGGAUGGGCCUGAGAACUGGUUCAUAUUGCAAGCGGAACAACAAGCGAGUCAAGACCUGCGGACGCACGUAUUCAAAAGCGGGCUGCUACCAUAUGAAAUUAACAAGUUGACAGUGAUUAUGGAGACAGUCAAAUUCACGGAGGACGCGCUCCUCUACUGUUGUGAUUUCCAUGUGCGCAUCCAGGCCGACAAAGAGGAAAUUUACUUUGGUCGAAACCGCGUGCGCAUUAAUGGACAAGCCGAAUGGCCCUCAGACCUUCAAAGGCUCACCAAGCCACUAUUGGACAAGUUACAACCAAUCGAGGCCGGAGAACUUGAUAAUUUGUGUCAUCGCGAAGACUUUCUGGGCAGCAACGUUCGGCGAGGCGAGAACUUCUGUUGGCAAGAUCGGUGCCGGAUGCGAAAUUGUUUUUACGAGCUGACGGAGGCGAAUUUUCUGUCCCAGAUGAGAGGGGCCAGCAUCCUCGCCUUCAUCGAUUUCAAUCGAUUACGUCACAAAAAACUCAUAUCUCACCUUGAUCUCACCGGUUUUUACCUGCCCGCCGAAUGGACCUAUCAAAUCCUCGAAUCUCUGUCAGGGAUCCGAGCCCGAGUUGUUUGGCAUGGAAGCCAUUUUGUACGAGUUUUAACGCUUUUUCACAUUCACAAAAUUCCGGAGUACGAUGUGCUGCUCCGAUUUCAAUGGAACGGCCAAUUCCCGCCGCUGCCAAAUGUGGAAUAUUUAACUUGGGAUAUCACGGAAUUGGAUGCGUUGCUAGAGCUCUACCGCCAGACCGGAUUCCCUUCACAAGUGCAACGUCUCCAAUUCGAGGUUCACCAAUGGGCCGAGACGGUGGCUUUCUCCGAGCCGGAUCGUGUUUUUCAAGAUAUUUCGCAAAAAUUGCGCGUUGCCCAUUUUCCAGCCCUAAAAAAGCACGUCAUGGAGGCCGGCAUAGACCCGAGCUGCAGGAUUAAGUUCACCGAACUGCAAGCGUACGCCUCGGAAUGCCUGACCGCCCAGUAUUUGAGGGGAAGAAAUCAUUUUCUCGAGCUUUCCAUCCACCUCUCCAAGGAAAUGCGGCAUUACGCCAUUAAUCUAUUGGUCGUGAACAAAUCUUUGAGAAAAUGCUAC